GCCGCAGGACGGAGCCGGAGCCGCAGCCGCCAUUAGACAAUAGGCUCCGGCGGCGGGGCGGCGGGAGCGGCGCGGGGCGAGCGGCGCGGCCGGGGCGGGGCGGCCGCGGGGCCGGGGCGGCCGGGCCCGGCGCGGACAAAGGCGGCGGCGGCGGCGCGGGGAACCGCGGCGGGGGUGGCGGCAGCAGCAGCAGCAGGGCCGCUCCGUGCGGGGGCCGAGCCGCAGCCUGACAUGAUGUUUCCACAAAGCCGGCACUCGGGCUCCUCUCACCUGCCGCAGCAGCUGAAGUUCACGACCUCCGACUCCUGCGACCGCAUCAAGGACGAGUUCCAGCUGCUGCAGGCCCAGUACCACAGCUUGAAGUUGGAAUGUGACAAACUAGCCAGCGAGAAGUCGGAGAUGCAGCGUCACUACGUCAUGUAUUACGAGAUGUCCUACGGGCUGAAUAUUGAAAUGCACAAACAGGCUGAAAUCGUCAAGAGGCUAAAUGGGAUUUGUGCGCAGGUUCUGCCCUACCUUUCACAAGAGCAUCAGCAGCAAGUCCUGGGAGCCAUUGAACGAGCCAAGCAGGUUACGGCGCCAGAACUGAACUCCAUCAUCCGUCAGCUUCAAGCUCACCAGCUGUCGCAGCUCCAAGCGCUCGCUCUGCCUCUGACUCCGCUGCCCGUGGGGCUGCAGCCGCCGUCCCUCCCCGCCGUCAGCACCGGCACCGGGCUGCUCUCGCUCUCGGCCUUGGGCUCCCAGGCUCACCUCUCCAAGGAGGACAAGAACGGCCACGACGGGGACGCCCACCAGGACGAUGACGGGGAGAAAUCCGAUUAGAGCGGACGGGGGGCCGGGGGGAGGGGGCUGCGGGGGGUGGGGGGGUUAACGCAAGAUGCAGUAUCUCUCUCUCUAGUUGCUGUGCAGCAGAAUGGUGGGGGCUCGUGCUUGGUGGGUCUCCUGCCCCACCGCCAUCCCCGUGGACGGGCUGCUCCGCAGCAACGCGAGCGCCGUGGCAGUAACCGUGUGGCCGAUCGUGCUCCCCCGUGCCCAGCCUGGCUCCCCCGUCCCUGCUCCAUCGCGGAGCCGAGCCCCAGCCCGGCUGUCCCGGUGCCGCGUGGCUCCCGCCGCUCCCCACUUGGUAUUUAAAGACGCCCCUCGAUCCUGACGGUUUCUGCACAACUUCCUGCUGGGAUCCCUGCCCUGAAACCACCUCCUCCCUCCCCAAGCGCUCUCGAGCUCAUCGCAUCGCCCCGUCCCGGUCCCGUCCCCCCGCGCCCCUCCUGCACUAAUACCAGGCCGGCACCUUGCUGUUCUGCAUGUAUCUGUUCGCACCCAGUCCCGCGGCUGCCGGGCGGCUCCUCGGGCUGGAGGGGGAGCCCCCGCCACCCGCUCCCCUUCGGCAUCGCACCCGGCUCGGGGGGCAGAGGGGCAGGGGUCCGAGAGCCUGUCCUGGACCCCCUCCCCGCGCCUCCGCCCCCGUGUAGAGGAUACAGCAGCUUUCUCUGUUCUUAUCUCCGUGCGCUAGCGUGUCUUCUAAAAAAAGAAAAAAGGAACAAAAAAGAAUAAAAUUAAAUAAUAAUCUGGUGUUUGUAUAUAGUCCUUUAGAAAGAUCUUGUUUUGCUUUUUGUGUUUAAUCACUUGACCUAUAAUAAGAGGAACUGAAAAUGCUGUAUCAAGGACGUACAAGCUGUGCCUUUCAAAUAAAGAAAUAAGAAGGUUGGUUAAA
Molecule: messenger RNA, 1711 nt
Organism: Columba livia (rock pigeon)
Lineage: Eukaryota; Metazoa; Chordata; Aves; Columbiformes; Columbidae
Gene: TLE5
Product: TLE family member 5, transcriptional modulator
Exons: 7
Coding region: 232-822 (196 amino acids)
Biological process (GO): negative regulation of canonical Wnt signaling pathway; regulation of DNA-templated transcription
Cellular component (GO): transcription regulator complex; nucleus
Molecular function (GO): transcription corepressor activity; protein binding
Source: RefSeq, a predicted model, not a curated record